UCUGUACUGGUUCCUACAUGGUUCUGUACUGGUCCUGUACUGGUUCCUACAUGGUGCACUGUACUGGUCCUGUACUGGUUCCUACAUGGUGCACUGUACUGGUCCUGUACUGGUCCUGUACUGGUCCUGUACUGGUCGUCUCUCGCUGCAGGCUGCAGACGGAGCUGGAGGAGGUGGAGCAGCGUCUGAGCCCGCUGCAGGCGGAGCAGGAGGUGGAGCAGCGGCUGUGGGAGGCGGAGCUGUCCCAGCUGACGGAGGAGAUGGAGCGGGUGCAGGCGGCGUCCCGGGAGGUGGAGCAGCGCGCGCUGGAGGACGGGGUGGUGUUGGUGGAGAGGCAGAGAGAGGCCACCAUGGCCUCCAUGGAGUUCUGGCUCAGGGAGCUCAGAGCCUGCUCUCCCUCUGGUCCUCUCCAGGUGGGCCAGUACCUGCAGGCCCUUCAGUUGGACCCCAGUCCGUCCCGCCUACAGGAGCGGCUGCACUGGGAGCGGCAGGAGGCGUCUGUCCGGAGGAGGCGGGACCAGCUGCCGGUCCACUUCCAGGGGCUGCUCCAGCAGCUGGGAGAGGGGGGGCCCCUGGAGGCCCCCCCUGGGGCGGAGGCCCUGCCGGCGUUGGACCUCCCGCCCCUGCCCAAGGUCCCCACGGCGGAGCUGAUCAUCAGUCAGAUCCUGCUGUCUCUGGAGCAGGCCGCCUUCCUCCCACCUCCUGCUCACCCCCUGGCCCCGCCCAGAAGCCCGCCCCCUCCUCGCAUCACCCCGCCCACCGGCCACCAAACCCCGCCCCCUCCUCGCAUCACCCAGCCCACCGGCCACCAAACCCCACCCCCUCCUCGCAUCACCCAGCCCACCGGCCACCAAACCCCGCCCCCUUCUCGCAUCAUCCCGCACAGCGGCCACCAAACCCCGCCCCCUCCUCGCAUCACCCCGCCCACCGGCCACCAAACUCCGCCCCCAUCUCGCAUUACACCGCCCACCGGUCACCAAACCCCGCCCCCUUCUCGCAUAACCCCGGUCACCGGCCACCAAACCCCGCCCCCUUCUCGCAUUACUCCGCCCACCGGCCACCAAACCCCUCCCCCGCCCUCCGGUCCGGUCGGUAAACUGGAUCUACUGCUGGACCACCUGGCCGCGAAGUUCCCACAAUGCAGCAGGGCCCAUCUGAUGGUCGCUCUGCAGCACAUCAAGAGCGAGCGGGGGACCAUGGCCGGCCUGUCGCGGGACGAGCUGACGGAGCAGGUGGGCCUGAAGCUGGCCCCCGCCCCCAGGCCCGCCCCAAGGCCCGCCGCCCGCAGCUUCUGCCUGAUGUGCCAGAACCCCGUGGAGCCGGCGGCGCGCCAGCCGCUGGCCUGCGCCCACUGCGUCCACCGCCAGUGCAUCAGCGUCUGGCUGAGCUCCAGCGGCAACAACAGCUGCCCCUUCUGCCCCGCCCACUGAGGGCUGCCCCGCCCACUGAGGGCUGCCCCGCCCACUGAGGGCUGCCCCGCCCACUGAGGGCUGCCCCGCCCACUGAGGGCUGCCCCUGCUGCCCCGCCCACUGAGGGCUGCCCCUGCUGCCCCGCCCACUGAGGGCUGCCCCGCCCACUGAGGGCUGCCCAUUCUGCCCCGCCCACUGAGGGCCGCCCCUGCUGCCCCGCCCACUGAGGGCCUCCCCUUCUGCCCCGCCCACUGAGGGCUGCCCCGGCUGCCCCGCCCACUGAGGGCUGCCCCGGCUGCCCCGCCCACUGAGGGCUGCCCCGCCCACUGAGGGCUGCCCCGCCCACUGAGGGUUGCCCCGCCCACUGAGGGCUGCCCCUGCUGCCCCGCCCACUGAGGGCUGCCCCUGCUGCCCCGCCCCGUCUGAUUAGUUAGGGUUGGGGGGGGGUAGGGUUGGUUAGGGGGGUAGGGGUAGGGGUAGGGUUAAGGUUGGGUUCCAAAGCAGUUGCCUAUCUUUCCUUAGUGAAUAAAGAAUGCGGCUGGUUGGACGUUUACCGCAGAGCGUUCAACGACACAAUCUGUCCUCUUGAACACUCGAAGCUCCGGGAUGCUGAGGACUCCCGAUGACUCAAUGAUGUGGGAUCAAGCAAGUUAAUGUCAAUAAAGUAUUGAAUAAAAAGUGAUAAAUAACCGUU
Molecule: messenger RNA, 2104 nt
Organism: Gadus macrocephalus (Pacific cod)
Lineage: Eukaryota; Metazoa; Chordata; Actinopteri; Gadiformes; Gadidae
Gene: rnf214
Product: ring finger protein 214
Exons: 3
Coding region: 18-1430 (470 amino acids)
Molecular function (GO): ubiquitin-protein transferase activity; zinc ion binding
Source: RefSeq, a predicted model, not a curated record